AUGGGUCUGGCUUGUUCCCGGCUGCGCUCCCAGCUUCGGGCACAGAGCCUUGAUAAUCGCAUAGCAGCAACCCCGGCUCCCCAGCUCUUCUCCUCUGUUCGCCUCUCCAUCCCUUCAUCUGUCUGUCCCUUCAGAGAGGGGGAGGGGUACCGGAGCCACCGCCACCACCUCCACGUCCCUUCCAUCCUCGACAAGAUGCCUGCCCCCGGCGCCCUCAUCCUCCUUGCGGCCGUCUCCGCCUCCGGCUGCCUGGCGUCCCCGGCCCACCCCGAUGGAUUCGCCCUCGGCCGGGCCCCACUGGCUCCUCCCUACGCCGUGGUCCUCAUUUCCUGCUCUGGCCUCCUGGCCUUCAUCUUCCUCCUCCUCACCUGUCUGUGCUGCAAACGGGGCGAUGUCGGCUUCAAGGAGUUUGAGAACCCUGAAGGGGAGGACUGCUCUGGGGAGUACACUCCCCCAGCGGAGGAGACCUCCUCCUCACAGUCGCUGCCUGAUGUCUACAUUCUCCCGCUGGCUGAGGUCUCCCUGCCAAUGCCUGCCCCACAGCCUUCACACUCAGACAUGACCACCCCCCUGGGCCUUAGCCGCCAGCACCUCAGCUACCUACAAGAGAUUGGGAGUGGCUGGUUUGGGAAGCUCACCCAUUCCCCCUCUAUUGCUCACCCACUCCCACUGGCCCCAUCCCCCCACAUCUGUCAGUCAGCGCUUCCCUCCUCACUCCAUUGA
Cynocephalus volans (Philippine flying lemur) is the source of this 723-nucleotide messenger RNA. RefSeq names its product serine/threonine-protein kinase LMTK3-like. Gene Ontology annotation, biological process: protein phosphorylation. Bases 1 to 723 code for a protein of 240 amino acids. Gene Ontology annotation, molecular function: protein kinase activity. The record is from RefSeq and is a predicted model, not a curated record. NCBI's taxonomy places the organism in Eukaryota, Metazoa, Chordata, Mammalia, Dermoptera, Cynocephalidae. The transcript has 7 exons.